Actinia tenebrosa (Australian red waratah sea anemone) is the source of this 1952-nucleotide messenger RNA. RefSeq lists its product as uncharacterized. The record is from RefSeq and is a predicted model, not a curated record. Lineage: Eukaryota; Metazoa; Cnidaria; Anthozoa; Actiniaria; Actiniidae.
UGAGAAAAAUCAAAGAGUUUUUGAAUUUUUUCUCAGUUUUUCCACUCUUUUUCUUUGCUCUUUGUUUCGAUCACAAGAUCUUCUAAUGUGUAAUCAAUCUUGAAAGGUCUUUGUGAUAAUUUUUUAAAUGGGAGAACUUAAUAUCUGAUCGUGGAAAAGAAUAUUAGUAAUAACAGAAUCUUCCUGAGCUGACCUUUGACAUAUUUACUAGACUUUGGACGUGAUCAAACAGCUGAGAAAAAGAUGUCGUCUGGAACAAUAUCAUGGAUUAUUACAAGCAUUGCUCAAAUAACCAUGUUCUUCUUGUUGGUCUGGUGGGUGGCACUCAUCAAGCUAACCACUUCCAUCUUGACAUUGAUCCUUGGUCCAGAAUACAAGCAGUCGCUCUUCGGCAAACACUUAAGAAACACAGAGUUUACCUUGGAUGCAUAUGCAACAUUUGUUAAUCAUGGUUCAUUUGGAACUGUUCCGAGGGUAGUUCAAGAAGCACAGCAGAGGCUAAAGGAUGAAAUGGAACAGUGUCCAGGUUCAUGGUUUUUCUAUAAAGCAAGACCAAUGUGGAACAAGUCUAUCACUGCAAUUGCCAAGUUUGUAAAUGCUGAUCCCAAGAACCUAGUCUUUGUACUCAAUGCAACUACAGGAGUAAACACAGUGCUGAAGUCCUUAGAUCUACCUGAAGGGCAAGGGAUUGUAGUAACAAAUCAAACAUAUGGAGCAAUUUACAAGACAGCGCAAGAUGUCUGUCUGUCCAAGAAAUGUAAUCUGGUAGUACUUAAUAUCACAUUUCAAACCUCGGAUCUAGAUGGCUCAGUAGAGUUCUAUGCUGCAGAUAUUGUGGAACAAUAUCGUAAAGUACUUAAGGAAAACCCCAAUAUCAAGCUAGCAAUUGUUGACUAUAUAACGAGUGCUAGUGCAAUGAAAAUGCCAGUCAGCAAGAUAAUUCAAGUGUGCCAUGAGUUUGGUGUUAUGGUGUUGGUUGAUGGUGCGCAUGCUCCUGGACAAGUACCUCUGGAACUAGAAAGCUUGAAUGCAGAUUUUUUUGUGGGUAACUUACAUAAGUGGAUGUUUACCCCAAGGGGGUCGGCCAUUCUUUGGGUCCAUCCAAAAUACCAGGAUACCAUCAACCCCCUCGUUGUUUCCUGGAAUCAAGACCUUGGUUUCCAAGACAAGUUCUUUAUGCAAGGCACCCAAGACCAGACUUCAUACUUAGUUAUAGAUUCUGCUUCGAAGUUUUAUUAUGAACUUGGAGGAAUGAAUGCCAUAACAGGAUACAAUAAGUGUCUUGCUUCUUGGGCUUCUUUGAUGUUAGCCACUGAAUGGAAGACUGAAGUUCUCCCUAUCCCUGAAUCCAUGCGAGCUCCAUUUAUGGCAAGCAUCCGCCUUCCUUUGGAGUUCACUGCAGCCUAUGGAACAAGCUGCCAAUCUGAGUUUAUGAUCAGAAGAGAUCUCUUUCAACGUUACAGAGUGCUAACAGCUGUGUGCUGCAUUCAGUCCUCCUUAUGGUGCAGAAUAUCUGCUAACGUGUACAACACAAAAGAGGACUACAUGAAGCUAGCUGAUGCAUUCAACAGGCUGAAACAUGCACUUAACACAGGUUAUAAACCAGAUGUAAAGAUAAUUGGUAACUCUUUAGGGCCAAGUCCUGCUGAAUCAUUAACUUGUAUUAACCAAGGAUGACUGGUAAUGCUCAAGUCCAAGACAGUACACCUCUCACUGGUGUCCAAUGAUGUAAAAAACACUAUAACGUGUGCCUGAGUGUCUUAGGAAUUCAAUAUAAAAUAAGUAUUAUAAUUUAUUUCCAUAAGUAGAUAGGGUAAUGUAGAAGAUGGUGUGUGUUUUAAGGCAGCAAGGAGCUAUGCCCAGGACUCAAGUACUCUAUUUAAACUAGCAUUGCUAAACUACGUGUAGAUAUGCCUGUAUGGUAUUGACUUAAAUAAAUAGAUAAAUGCCCA